UGGUGCUUUGUUCUGCAACUGCAGCUGCGUCUUUACGCGCAGUUGUGUCGAUGGAUUCGUUUAAAUUCAUGGUUCUAAAAGGUUUACCAGAACAAUAUGUGGAGUAACGUUUUUUUUUGUCGAAGACGACCUAGAGAAUUACGUAUUUGUGUGUGGAAGUCGUUGGUUUGUUUAUUUAUUCAUCAAAUACUUUUUUGCACCCAGCAUAGCCACUGCAGCUUUUCAACGCCUUUUUUUCGCGAACAUAUUUGUCCCGUAUUUUUCUCCACAACUUUGUACACCCCUCGACCGGCAAACCGACAUUUGGAAAGAUCUCCCUCCAUGAAUUUGACUCCACGAAUGUGUGAGUGGUCAUAAUUUCGGAUUUCUUCCGACAUGAGCUCUUCAAUCGGAUUCAUUCUCUCAUAAAAAAUAUUGGUUUACGAAACCGGAAAUGCGAGACUCCAGAAAGGAUGUAGUUAGCAGACCAAUCACAGCCUUGGAGGCUGCGUGAGGCUUGCGUAGCUUUUGACGCUAGUCUAGAUACAUUGAUCGACGCACGCAAGCACGUAAGAAGGGAUAAAGCACACAAGGGGCUCUUAAGCAUAUUUGACAUAACAACGGGUCAAAAGUGCCCUUUUAAUUUAAUUUCACAUGUCAUAAACGGACUACGAGUUGCUUUGGGCCCUUACAGCUAACAGCUGUGACCACAUAAAAGCGAGCUUCUCGAUGAAAGAACGUCUCUUGAGUCACUAGCCACAAGUGUUAAUGAAUCGUGAUGGAGUUGUCUCAGAGGGACAGGCUGUCGGAGCUGGUGGAGCAGCUUACCACAUCUGGAGAACCACAACUCAACCAGGAGAGCAUGAAGGAAAUCAAGAAUAUCUGCAAAGUGUCUAAUGACUGCAUAGACCAUGUGUAUCACUCAGUGAUCUCCCAGCUUAACCAACAACAUGCUGAGGUCCGACUGUCUGCCUUCCAGGUUGCCAGUGAGCUCUUCUCAAGAUCGCACCACUUCAGAACACUGCUGGUGGACAACUUCCAGGAAUUCUUGGAGUUGACGUUAGAGACUAACACAGAGCAGUCCCUCCCCCCUCCUAAGGAAGUAGCCAGAAAACUCAGGUCGCUGGCCAUUCAGACUGUCCAAUCAUGGCAUGCCUCUUAUGGGGCAGCUUAUAAAAAGUUAGCACUGGCCUACCACUAUCUCAAACAAGUUAAGAAGGUGGACUUUCAGGGUGCUGAGUCCAGGACAGUGGCAGAGAUGAGGAGGGAAGACGAAAGACAGAGGAAAAUGGAGAGAAUCUACAAGGAGAGAGUGGAGGCAGCCUCCAAAGACAUGGAGGAGUCAUACCAGGAAAUUCUGGCAUCAUUGACAGAGAUGGAAUCCUGCAUGGGCCUCCUUCUCCCAGAGUUUGACCUUCUAGACAUCCAGAAAACCAUAAGCGGCUCUCCCAGCUCCCAACCAGCCAAUGAAUGUCCAUCAGUUGAGGAACAGCCCUGCUGCAGCAAAGACCUGGAGGAUUAUCGGAUAGCAGGAAUGAUGCAAAAAAAUGAGGAAGGCAGAGAAGGAAUGAAAGGCAAUAGGGAGGGAAAGAGAGAAGAAGAGACAGCAAGAAGUGAAGAAGAGGGGGAGUCUCUUGACAAAGACUUAUUUCUUCGGAACUCAGGGCUCAUCUCUCACGCUUACAAUCUGGACCUGAACUUGAGUCCUGGUCUUCGUGUGAAGGAGACGGAGGAUAAUGAGGCAGUGGUUUCCACGGUGAAAGACCUCCAUAGACUCAUAACAAACAAGUAUCUACCAGCUGUGCAGGGCUGGAUUCAGGUCUUCACCAAGUCAGGUGCUGAGCAGCAGUUGUUAAGGAGAGCGCUGGAUCUGAAACGAUCUUUGGAAGCAACCCUGCAGAAACACCAAGAGCUUCACAUUGAUUAUCAGACCACAGUCUGCCAAGGGAUGAAGGCUGCUUCAGAUGGAGAGGAAGAAAAUGAUGAUGAUUUUGAUGAGGUUCCAGAAAAAGAGGGAUAUGAGCUGCACAUUCCAGAGCAUCUACGAGCGGAGUAUGGUUUGGAUCCGGCUUCUUCCAACUCAACAACACCAGUCCCAAAAAGAGCUCCACCGCCUUGCUCUUCCUCCUCCUUUUCCUCUUUGUCCUCCCAGGUGAAGCGCCUAAUGGAGGAGUAUCAGGAUCCAACAUGUGCAGCUACCACACAACGCCACCUAAAACCAAACCCUCCCCUACCUGCACAGCCCAGCUGCUCCUCAGGUCCCAGUUCAUCUCAGUCCAGCUCCGAUCAGAAGGUUGUUGAUGCUCCUGUGGUUCCAUUUGGUCUGGACCUGUACUACUGGGGCCAGGAACAGCCUAACGCUGGCAAGAUCGUCAAGAUGUCCUCUCAGCAUCAGUUCUGGGUUCCCAUUAAUGUGGACGAGGAGGUGGAAAACAAGGAGCUCCUGGGAGAGAGCAGGAGUAGAUUUAUCUCCUUCCCUGGGAGCUUCACUCCUGUCAAGCAUUAUUGCAGUGCUCCACUGGAUAAUGGAAAGCUGUGUAAGAGACAGGACCGCCUCAAGUGUCCAUUCCAUGGUCUGAUUAUUCACCGGGACCAGGAGGGGCGGCCCUGCAGGCAGGAGGACCGACUGAGGGAGGAGCAGGAGAAGAGGAGGAAGAGGGAGGAGCAGUCUGACUGGCGGGAUGUAGAACUGAUGCGGGACAUUGAGGCUACAACAGGGGAAAACCUGGGAUCCGACAGGGUUGGUAAAAAGGGGAAAGGGAGGAAGAAGAAGUAUCCCAACCUCAGCGACCUGAAGCACAGCGCCAAAACGGCCCGCUCCAGGCUGGAGAAAAAAGUUCUCAACAAGAGCAGCAUGCGCAGAAUAGCUGACGUGAUGGCUAAAUCUGACCAGCGAAAACAUGACAAGUUCUCCAACCAAUUUAACUAUGCUCUCCAGUGACCUUCAUCCAGCUGCUGAACACUGCUGUUCCUUCUUUUCAACUUUUGAAUGGAAGGAACGAUUUUUUAUAUAAAAUCAAUAUUAUUAAUAUACAAUACAUUUUUGAACACUAUGAUUUCACUGUUGUUUGAUGAGCCAGACAUCAAGGACAAAUGAACAUUCAUAUUCCUGAGUGUGUCUGCUUCCUCUUUUGACCAUGUGACAAUUGAUCUUAUCAAAGAAAAAUAAAGGAGAAAUGUACAUAUGCUGAAUCUAAGGGAACAAACAGAUGUGGUACCUGGUGUGGUUAGGCACUGCUGUUUGAAAGCUAGAAAAAUACAAAGAAAGUCACUUGACAACUUAAGGUUGAUUAAACGUUAUCACUGCCAGUAGUCUCAUUGAGCCACUUCAAUUAAUUUUAUUUUGUAUAGCCCAAAAUCGCAAAUUACUAAUUUGCCUCAGAGGGCUUUACAGUCCGUACACAUGCAACAUCCUCUGUUCCAAAACCCUCACAUCAGCACAGGAAAAACCCUUCGAGGGGGAAAACCACCAUCAGAUAGAACCACCAUCCACAGAGGCUUCUGUGGGGAGGGAGAGCAGAAAGAUGUUGGUUUAUGAUGACAGUACACUCAAGCAUUACGUAAGAGAACAAUAACAAAUUGCGGGAGUAAAAAGGGACUAAUAACCAAAAUAUAAAUCAAAUCUCAAAAUUGAUAUUCACUCAGUAAAAGAAAGGAAUUGAAGGUUUGAGUUUGAUCGCUGGCUAUGUUUCCAGCCAGCACUGCAGAAUGCAGAAAGAAAUCACAAAAAUGUCUUAAAGUAUAACGGUUUAUUAACUUCCAAUAAUACUAAUCAGAUCAAUACCAUUUGAAAUCAACAAAAGCUACUAUACGAUAUCCAACCAACAAAUAAAAACAUUCAUGCGUGUGGAGGGUGAGGUGAGAGCUCAGGAUGGGAGCUAGUUGAAAGCUAAACUACUGACCUCAUGGCAGAGGUAUUGGUAGCAGGCAGUGUUUGUACACCACUUGUGUUUCUCACAUAGUUAAACCUCUGGAGGUAACUGUGGCGGGACAGGUGUAUUGGUUAGUAUAUUAGAUAGUGUCUUCAACCUUGCAAGUCAAUUCAGCAAGAAAAUUUGCAGAGGGGGAGCUCACAGUCCACAGCAGGGGGACAUCUGUGGUGUCUCUGGCUUAACCAAUCAGAUCUCAGGGCUGUAUCAUCAAGAGAGAGAAAUCACACCUUGGUGUGAAGGCAUAGUGGUUUUUCUGCACUGUUAUUCAAUCAUUUUUUAUUGCAUAUGUGAAGAUGUAUGAACUGAAUACUAUGGAAGUUUGGUGUAUGAAGGAAAAAAUAGUAUUCUUAAUAUAAAAUAACCUGGAUAUUCUGUAUCGCAUACAGCUAGUGCACCAACAUGUCUAAAAGUUUGAUAAUUUGUAAAUUCUGUUCUUACUGUCUUACUACUAGUGCUACUAACGAACCGCUGUGUGGGAACAGAGAAAAGUGAUAAAUUACUGCCAAAGUAACCAUUAUUACAGCAUUAGGAAUGUUUUUUGAAAAAUGAAGGCAAUGUUGAAAUUACAUAAACUUUCCCUUUAUAUUCAA
This is a messenger RNA of Pungitius pungitius (ninespine stickleback), 4501 nucleotides long. It is a transcript of the gene uvssa, whose product is annotated as UV-stimulated scaffold protein A. NCBI's taxonomy places the organism in Eukaryota, Metazoa, Chordata, Actinopteri, Perciformes, Gasterosteidae. The transcript is spliced from 15 exons. Gene Ontology annotation, cellular component: chromosome. Gene Ontology annotation, biological process: transcription-coupled nucleotide-excision repair; response to UV. The record is from RefSeq and is a predicted model, not a curated record. Bases 758 to 2920 code for a protein of 720 amino acids. Gene Ontology annotation, molecular function: RNA polymerase II complex binding.